AUGCCGUUUAGUUCGCUGUGUUUGCUGUUCAUCUUUGCAGUAUUUAUAAAGAUUGAAGUAUUUUGUGGGAAUUCGAGAGAAUUGAGAGACACAAGCCGCCGACUCAGAACUCAAAUAACUGAACAUUUCAGUGAGAAUCGGCAUCAUGACGUCAAUCCUACAAACAAAGACAAUGUUAGAAAUUAUAUCAAAGAGGCGAUGGAAGGAAGUAAUCUUGAAAUUGAACUUCAACAUUUCUCCUCAUCGUAUGAAGGAACAAAUAUCAUCGGCGUUCUCCCAGGACUGUUGAGAGGGACGGCUGAUGAUCAAGUUAUCCUCCUGGGGGCGCACUACGACUCUGUGGAAUCCACUCCGGGCGUUGAUGAUAAUGGAUCUGGGAUGGCCGUCCUUUUAGAAGUAGCUGCUGUGAUUACCAGCAGACCACAGGAAAUAUGCAUUGGAAGUCAGUACUUUGUGCAGAAAUGGCUGCUCCCUUUCCUGGCAAAUGGUGAUGAUGUAGUAAAUAGUCUCUUCCAGGGCGCCCUCAUCAUAGAGACGGCGAUGAAUUACAACAAUACUGACAAUUCUCAAAACGUUCCAUAUGGAUUUCAGCAAAUCUUUCCAGAAACUUAUACUAAUAUUCAGAACCGUGGUUUUCGUGGUGAUUUCCUCAACGUCAUCGGCAGAAGGACGGAUGCUGACUUCAGCGACAAGUUUGUGGAACAUCUUGCCAAGAUCAAUCACACACAACCGGUGUUUUACGCCGAAAUAAUUAAAAUACCAACAGAUGGUGUACCUACUGAAUACGAGAAGGGUGUAUAUGCAGACUUGUUUAGAAGUGAUCAUCAGCGAUUUUGGGGAGUUGGACCACCGUAUCUAAAUGCAUUGUUCAUAACCGAUUCAGCCAAUUUCCGAUCUUCGAUGGACGCCUGUUAUCACCAGGAGUGUGAUAAUCUGGCACUAAUUACGGAUGAUAAUCUGUUAUUUCUUGCUAUGACAACGAAAGCUGCGACUACAAUGCCCAGUUGGCUCUCGAACAUCGCCAGAAUCCCAGAGGCAAGUUCGGUACCCAGUGAGGAUAUACCCACAAAGGACCCCACAACAGGCCUCAUAGAAGAACUAGGCUCCAGGCACACGACCAUUGCCGACACGAUCAAGCAGACCCCAGCCUGCAACAACAGGCUGCAAGGAUGCUCUCCAGUCAGGG
Saccoglossus kowalevskii is the source of this 1186-nucleotide messenger RNA. RefSeq lists its product as uncharacterized. The record is from RefSeq and is a predicted model, not a curated record. NCBI's taxonomy places the organism in Eukaryota, Metazoa, Hemichordata, Enteropneusta, Harrimaniidae.